This is a messenger RNA of Haemonchus placei, 279 nucleotides long. The record is from the annotation of a GenBank genome assembly. NCBI's taxonomy places the organism in Eukaryota, Metazoa, Nematoda, Chromadorea, Rhabditida, Trichostrongylidae.
AUGGCAUGGCAGUCAAACCAGAAAGUGGGAACGAAGGGACGAGUGAUGAGACGAGUGAUGACGCUACGGUCACAUAUGGUCCAAGAAUUUCAAGCAAAUGAAACUAAGCAGAAUCAAGCUCCACCCGCACUCGCACAUGACGAUGAUGAUUUCGAGGGAGACUGGGAAGUGCGAUCAGAAUACGGUGCAGAAGAGGCAAGUGAAGAUGUAAAACCAAGAGGAGAAAGUGAUCGCGUUGUUGAAGUGGUGCGUCCGGAGCAACGACUAAAUCCGAGUUAA